Messenger RNA from Bicyclus anynana (squinting bush brown), 2355 nucleotides. RefSeq names its product serine/threonine-protein phosphatase PP1-beta catalytic subunit (gene flw). The record is from RefSeq and is a predicted model, not a curated record. Bases 16 to 1125 code for a protein of 369 amino acids. The transcript is spliced from 7 exons. Gene Ontology annotation, cellular component: cytoplasm; nucleus. NCBI's taxonomy places the organism in Eukaryota, Metazoa, Arthropoda, Insecta, Lepidoptera, Nymphalidae. Gene Ontology annotation, molecular function: protein serine/threonine phosphatase activity.
GAGUAUUGCAAGUGUAUGACAGGAUCCAUAGCAUCGAACAGUUCAUGGGCUUAUUGUUAUUCUUUGUUCGCAUUGUAUGUUACUUUAUUUGUUAAUUUCACUUUAUCAUGCUGCUUUUUAUGGGUUACAUCAGUAUACAGACUGCAACAGGAAACAGCACGGAGAAAAGGGAAAUUCAAAGACAUCUUUUCAGGAGAAUUUCGAGGAUGCCGCCCUGGGAAGACAGUGCAAAUGUCAGAGUCGGAGGUGAGAGGGCUCUGCACAAAGUCCCGGGAGAUAUUCCUACAGCAGCCCAUAUUACUGGAAUUAGAGGCCCCACUGAAAAUUUGUGGUGAUAUACACGGCCAGUACACAGAUUUGUUGCGUUUAUUUGAAUAUGGCGGGUUUCCGCCAGAAGCCAAUUAUCUAUUUUUGGGCGAUUACGUGGAUCGUGGCAAGCAGUCUCUCGAAACCAUAUGCCUUUUGCUUGCUUACAAAAUCAAGUAUCCAGAAAACUUCUUUCUGUUACGAGGCAAUCACGAGUGCGCCAGUAUAAAUCGUAUAUAUGGAUUUUACGACGAAUGCAAACGCCGAUACAACAUAAAGCUAUGGAAAACAUUCACGGACUGCUUCAACUGCCUGCCGAUCGCCGCCAUCAUCGACGAGAAGAUAUUCUGCUGCCACGGAGGCCUGUCGCCCGACCUGCAGGGUAUGGAGCAGAUCAGACGGAUAAUGAGACCCACUGAUGUCCCUGACACAGGCUUACUUUGCGAUCUGCUGUGGUCGGAUCCAGACAAGGACGUGCAAGGAUGGGGCGAGAACGACCGCGGGGUGUCAUUCACGUUUGGGCCAGAUGUCGUCAGCAAAUUUCUCAACCGACACGAUUUGGACUUGAUCUGCAGAGCUCAUCAGGUUGUAGAAGACGGUUACGAGUUCUUUGCGAAGCGGCAGCUGGUGACGCUGUUCUCUGCGCCCAACUACUGCGGCGAGUUCGACAACGCCGGGGGCAUGAUGUCCGUGGACGAGACACUCAUGUGCUCAUUUCAGAUAUUAAAGCCCUCCGAGAAGAAGGCGAAGUACCAGUACAACGGCAUCAACAGCGGCAGACCGGCCACGCCUCAGAGAUCGCCUCCCAAAAAGAAAUAACUGACAUUUGGGAUCCAGUGUGCUGCACAGUGAGACGGAUGCUACAAAUAAUUUAGUUAUAUCGAGUACAAUUGUAAUUACUACAUUUCAUGUUGUCAUCGGACAGAGCCGAAUAAGAUGCUGUGUAUUGUUAAAAUUUAAUUAUUUAUUGAUUAUUAUUAUUAUCGCUUGUGCCUUCUUAUUUUUAAUUUUACUUGAGUGAUAUUAAUUUAUUGAGUUUAGUUUACAGAGGUUUUGUGAGGGUAGUUGGUCAUUUUUAUUCGGCGAUGUCUCGUGACUGGCUUCUUUCGGUCCCUGGCGAUGCAGCCCAACAUCGGAUGAUCUAUGUUAUGUUGACCUAUUGAUAUUAUAGACAAAUUGUUUCGUUAAUAUUGAUGUUUGAAGAUGGCUAGCGAUCUUAAAGAUGCGGGCAUUGGACGAGAGCGUCUUAUACAUUGAAAUUUGUUUUUUAAGUUGUAGUGUAUCAACACCAACGCUUUGUUUAUUCUAUAACUAAUGUGCCUAUAAAUGUAAAUUAUUAUAUAGGUCUCGAUUUAGGUGACGAAAAAAUUGGUUGACUCGAAAUUAUAGGUAAUGUAAAGUAAUUUUGUCUCAGGAGAAAUGUUAAGAGUUUUCAAAAAACUAAAUCUUCAUGAGGAUUCUCCAUUUUUUGAGUCUUCAUAUAUCAGCUUUAUUUAUUUAGGUCGCUGUCGGAGAUGGCCUAAGAGAGGAUAACAUUUUGCAGUGGUAGCUAACAAGUUGAUUUACAUUUUUUAGGACUCCAUUGCAAUUUCCGGUAAGCCAAGGGAAGCGAUGUCCCAGUGAAAUUAAUAUUAUUUUGCACACAGUAUUACUUAAUGGUUAAGUAGAUGUUUCAAAAUUAUUUGGCAGAUUGGCACAAUCUCCCACUGAGGCUUUAACUUCACAAAUUUAUUAUUAGUAUUAUGCCUCAAAAUGAAUUGAUUACUAAUGGUGGUAGACGCAGUGUAGUCCUCGCAACAAUAGUGCAAUUGCUAUAUUAUAUUGUAUGAAAUAUUAAAAAUUAUAUGCAGGUUUUGCAUUGUACAAUUUUAUUUUUUAGCUAUAUUAACAAUAUCAGAUAAUAUUCAUUAAUAAAUAUUACUAUUUAAAGUAAGAAGUUUAUUUUUUUUUUGUUUCUUUUUCUCUGAGUAUAUUCAUUGUAUUUGACUUUUAAUACAUAUAAAAGUAAUUGUUUUUUUUUUGUUAAAAUAUUAAUCCAUUAAUAUUCUA